CUGAGGGGUCAUCCGGAAAAAGGCAGCGCGUGUGCUGCAAACCUGAUCGACAGCAUCUGUAGGGGACAGGUCUGAGCAGGACAUGCGUGAUAGCCAUGGGGGACGAGGAAGAGGAAGAUUACAUGUCUGAUUUAUUUAUUAAGGAGGAUGUGAGGCCGGGGGUGCCCAUGGUGCGGCGCGUGAGAGAAGCUCUUCAGAAAGAGGAAAAGCAAAAAGAAGCCAACGAGAAGAACAGGCAGAAGAGUGUGAAAGAAGAAGAGAAAGAGCGACGCGACUUGGUGCUGAGCAGCGCGAUAGGCAAUGAGAACAAAGGCUUCGCCUUGCUUCAGAAAAUGGGCUACAAGAGUGGCCAGGCCCUGGGCAAAAGCGGAGAAGGCAUUGUUGAACCUAUUCCUCUAAACAUAAAAACAGGCAGAAGUGGACUUGGUCAUGAGGAGUUCAAAAAGCGAAAAGCUGAAGAAAAACUAGAAAACUAUAGACAAAAGCUCCACAUGAAAAAACAAGCAAAUGAACAAGCUGCAGAUCAAUUCAGAAUAAGAUUCAAAAACAAACAAGAAGAACGUAAGAUGGAAGGAGACCUUCGAAAAAGUCAGAGGGCCUGCCAGCAAUUGGAUAUUCAGAAAGAUAUUGAAGCUCCCAAAGAGAUUUGGUAUUGGCUACAACCUGAAGAGGAAGACCAAAAGGAUGAAGACGACAAGGAUGAUGAGUGCACAGGCUCAGACUUAAGUGUAUCAGCAAAACUACAAAUCCUGACUGCCUAUUUAAGAGAAGAACACUUUUAUUGCAUUUGGUGUGGAACAACCUAUGAAGAUGCUGAGGAUUUGUCUUCAAACUGCCCUGGAGACAGUGCUGCGGAUCAUGACUAAACCUUUCUAAAGGUUUAGUCUAGGUUCUAGAUAAGUAUGUAUAGUUGGUAUGUUCUGACAUAUUUUCUUUUUUAGAAAAUUCAGCGCUGUGCCAGAACUCACAUAGAAGUAUGCAGAAGAACGGUAGUUUUGACAGGUUGAACUGUACAUUUCUGAAGUGUUUCUAUGGUGGUUUUUUUUUUUCUGGGUGAUGCACGAUUUAUUAGAAAUUAAACCUGUACAUGUGUUGUUGAGUUACUGGAAUUUCAAGUCAAGUAAAACUUCCACAGUCUUUGUUUAUGCCAUACCCAAUUGAGAAAGAUCAACUGAUAAUAAAAGUUUGACAAAGGGUAUAAAUAUGGACUAGUUACUCCAUGGUCAGGUAUGUUAAACAGGUUGGGGGGCUAAAUUUUUCAGGGGUAACUAAACAUCAGAGUUUAUUUUUUCUUACUGUCCUAGAGUUGGGGGGGAGGGGGAGGAGUGGGAAGCUUUUGAAAUGUCACUAAUAUUAUUUGAACUAAUAUUCUGUUAUGUGUGUUUACCAAAUUGUGGAGCGUGUUCCAUUUUUUAAAAAAAUAUAAAUAUAUUUUAAUAUGUUUUAUUCUUAGGGAAUAAAAAUUGCUACUGUAAAUAUCCACUAACAGAAAGGUACUAUGGAAAUGUACAAAUACCACAAAAAAUAAAAAUCUAUCAAAAACAACA
Messenger RNA from Numida meleagris (helmeted guineafowl), 1547 nucleotides. RefSeq names its product G-patch domain containing 11 (gene GPATCH11). NCBI's taxonomy places the organism in Eukaryota, Metazoa, Chordata, Aves, Galliformes, Numididae. The record is from RefSeq and is a predicted model, not a curated record. Gene Ontology annotation, cellular component: kinetochore. The transcript has 8 exons. The coding region runs from base 96 to 866 and encodes 256 amino acids. Gene Ontology annotation, molecular function: nucleic acid binding.